GGGUCCGGACCCCUCGGUCUCCGCCCCGGGGCGAGCCCAGCCCGGGCUGCGGUCCCGCCGGCCUCGGCGGGCAGGGCGCGGCGAGGGCGAAGGGCGAAGGGCCAGCGGCGGCCUGGGCGUCCGUGUGUGGCGGGGGCCGUAGGGGGAGGACGCGGGCCGAGGGGGAGGGCUCACAUCUCGGCGAAGUUCCCGGAUGGUCGCAGCCUCCCGGCGCGGAGCGCUUUUCCUGCCCUCCCCGGCUCUGCCCUGCGGACCCAGAAAGUUUGCCAGAAAAAAAAUGCCCCGCGCGCCGCGGGACCGAGGAGCCGCCCGGAGCCGCCGCGCGAUUUAUCCACAAGACUGCUGAAACUUUAGCUGUCCAAGAUGCCUGUCCCUCCCCCGCCAGCCCCGCCACCGCCUCCAACAUUUGCUCUCGCCAAUACCGAGAAGCCCACCUUGAAUAAGUCAGAGCAGGCUGGGAGGAACGCUCUUCUCUCUGACAUCAGCAAAGGGAAGAAACUCAAGAAGACAGUCACCAAUGACAGAAGCGCGCCCAUAUUGGACAAACCAAAAGGAGGCGGUGCCAGUGGCGGUGGUGGCUAUGGUGGAGGCGGUGGCGGUGGUGGUGGAGGAGGCGGUGGUGGUGGCGGUGGAAAUUUCGGAGGGGGUGGACCCCCCGGACUGGGAGGACUAUUCCAGGCUGGAAUGCCGAAGCUGAGGUCCACCGCCAACAGGGAUCAUGAUUCUGGGGGAAGCCGACCACCAAUUUUGCCACCAGGAGGAAGAGCCACAUCUGCCAAGCCCUUUUCGCCCCCAGGCGGCCCGGGGCGGUUCCCCACACCCUCACCAGGACACAGGAGUGGUCCCCCAGAGCCGCCCAGGAACCGAAUGCCUCCCCUGAGGCCUGACUUGGGCUCCAAACCCGAUAGCCUUCCCCCUCCGGUACCAAAUACGCCAAGACCCAUUCAGUCAAAUCUGCACAACCGGGGAUCCCCGACAGGGCCGGGAGCCCCCAGGCCCCCCUUUCCCGGAAACCGAGGUGCUUUUGGAGCCGGCUCUGUACGCCAGAACCCCUCGAGCUCUUCCUCUCCGUUCUCCAGGCCCCCUCUGCCCCCCACCCCAGGCCGAGCCUUGGAUGACAAGCCCCCUCCACCACCUCCUCCCGUGGGCAACAGGCCCCCCAUCCACAGAGAAGCUGUCCCACCUCCUCCCUCACAGAACAGCAAACCUCCGGUGCCUUCCACCCCACGGCCUGUGUCCGGGUCACAGGCACCACCUCCUCCGCCACCGCCCAGCCGGCCCGGCCCUCCUCCCCUGCCUCCGUCUUCCAACGAUGAGAUCCCGAGGCUGCCACAGCGGAACCUGUCCCUUUCAUCCUCUGCGCCGCCUCCCUUGCCUUCACCUGGACGCUCUGGGCCUCUCCCUCCCCCUCCCAACGAGAGGCCCCCUCCUCCAGUGAGGGAUCCACCAGGCAGAUCAGGCCCCCUCCCGCCGCCACCUCCAAUAAGCAGAAACGGAAGCGCCCCUCGGGCCCUGCCUGCCACCCCUCAGUUGCCAUCCAGGAGUGGAGUGGACAGUCCCAGAAGCGGGCCCAGGCCUCCUCUUCCUCCUGACAGGCCUGGUGCUGGGGCACCGCCCCCACCCCCACCGGCAACGUCAGUUCGGAAUGGCUUCCAAGACUCAUCUUGUGAAGAUGAGUGGGAAAGCAGAUUCUACUUCCAUCCGAUUUCUGAUUUGCCGCCUCCAGAGCCAUAUGUACCAACAACCAAGACGUACCCCAGCAAACUGGCCAGAAAUGAAAGCCGGAGUGGAUCCAACCGAAGAGAAAGGGGAGCCCCACCCCUUCCUCCCAUCCCGAGGUGAUCUCUGCCUGCUCUUCUCUACCCGAGCUCCGAAGCUGCUUGUGUUGUUGCUGUUUGAAUGCACACCCCUCCUCUUCCUUUGUCCCUCUCAGAGAUGGAAGGUGGGGAGAACAGAAGCUGAGGUGGGGUUCUGUGAUUUUGGUGGGGGAGGGAAGGGAACCAGGAAAGGUGCACCUAGCUGUUUGUCUUGUAUAUAUUCUUGAGCUAUUGCUUGCGUCAGCUGCAUCCUGCCGGGGCUGGCAGCUGGGAUCGAUAAGCUUUUGUUGCAAGUAGGCAGAGAUGAAUUGUACCCUAGCCGUCAGCCCCACAGAGUCAGACGUUCACCGCUUGUUUGCUAUGGGUUAUAGUUGUUAAAUUCCCUGAGAGAUGGUUUUGUCCAUACCUUUCUCGCUCACGCCACCUUCAGUCUGUUUCUGUGAACGACAGACCGCCUGCCCUAGCAAGUUGCUGAGCAAGCCUCACGUAAAUAAAGCCCUGUGGUUGCAGGAUAUCCAAUCUUUGGCAGAAUGAGGUAGGCUCCAGGGCAGAGCUGUCCAACGGAAACAUACUGUGAGCCCCAUACCCAGUCUUAAAAUGACCAGCAGCCAUGUUUUAUAAAGGUAAAAAGAAACAGGUGAAAAGAAUUCCAUUUUACUUAACUCUAUGCAUCUGAAAUAUCACCUCAACCUGUAAUCAGUAUAGGAAUUAUUAAUGAGAUAUUAACAUUUUUGGUACUAAGCCUUGACACUCCAGUGAUUGUUCUGUACUUAGGACAAACACAUCACAGGUUUCGGGUGUCCAGCAGCCACAUGUGCCUAUACCCCACACUGUCAGACCGUCUGGAUCUGGAAGAGAGGAGCGAGUACAGAACCCUCCUGUCUAAAAAGGCAGAGUGAGAUUUAGCAAUUCAAGAGAUGCCUCAAGACAGAGUCAGAACUCAGUACCAUGUUUGGCAGACAGUUGAGACCUUGGAUUUUGGUCCCUUAUUUUGCCUUUUUCCUGAAUAUGUAUGUACAGGUAUUUCUUCAGAGUAUCUCUGUCAGAAGUUGAUCUAGUACAGUUUACAGUCGCAUGGAAUAAAGCAAAGAAACUGAAAGUUGGUGGGCGCUUCCCAGCUUAGGACCAGCUGGCUACUGCGCUCACUGCUCAGUUGGUCCGUUGUCUUGCAGAUCUCCUUGUGGCCUUUAGUCCUCCACCUCAGAGCAAACUCCUUCCUCAGGGCCAAGCAGGAAAGGCCAGGAAGGCAGAGGAGGUAUAAAACCAGAAUUGUGGGAGAAGGGGACAGAUUUGAGAUGAUGGGUAGAGCUCUACAAAACCCACAAGGGUCAAGGGGAUUAAGGACCUUACCAGUAGAAACUGGGAAGAACUGGUUUUGAGUGUCUUGGGAGCAUCCUUGUUCUGGAUCUAUGCAAUUAAGUCCCACUACAGGACCACAGGAAGGACCAGACUUGCCUUUUUUAUGUAUAUAUAAUGUGUUUACAAGAUUUUACUGGGACUUUUAAAUCUAGCCAUAGAGUUGGAAAAGAUUUCCAUUUUGAUGUUUGAUAUAGUUAUGUUUAAUAUUACCAUUGUCUGUUAGAGCACAUGCCACAUGUGUGCAUCUACCUGAACUUUGGAUUUUGGGUCCAGUGUAUUAUUGCUCACAUGUUGCUGGGAGAUGCUAACAAAAAAGAAAAAAAAAUCAAUCCAAAGAAAUAUGGAAAGACAUUCCUAUUUAUAGAAUAAUUGUUUCAUUUAUGUGGAAGCAGAACUUAGAAGUUCUGAUAGAUGAAAUGUCUAAUAAUUAUGAAGUGACUGGUUUGAAUAUAUUGUAUUUUUGUAACUUUCCUUCCAAAGCCCUGAACUUAGUACUUAAGAGUCAGUCUCCCCCCCCACCAUUUGUCUGUCUUCCAUGAGAAUGAAGAAAUAACAAGCUUGACAUUUUUUAUUUCUAACAGUUUUAUAAUGUAUUUCAAAUUCUUUGAGCUGAUGUUCACUACACUAAACAUCCUUUUGAUAGACUCUAAGUGACCCACUCUGCUAAAAAUAGAAUGGCUCCUUCCUUGCGCUAUGUUUGGCAGGAAAACAUGGGUCUGAAUUUUUUUAAGGGGUAGUGAAAAUCGGGCAGGUCCUAGUAUGUCUCAAUUUUUCGGGUACAUUUCUAAAUUAGAAGUAGGGUCACAGCUCAAAGUUGCCAUUCACAAUAAAGAAGUUUUAGAAUGUAUUUUUCAAAGACUGUUUCAGUAAUACACCUCCAUCCUUCUUCAGAACUCUGGAGAUGUUCUGUGCUUAGCUUAACCUAUGGCAGAUCAUAAAACAUGACUAUUUUCUUCCCUAAAAUCAAAGCUUACGUGUAUGUUUUUUCCAUAAUAUUUCAAGUUAUGUGUAUUCAAGAUGCGAUACAGUAUUUUAACAUUCGUAAAUCACUUUAAAUGGAAAUAUAUUGCAGUAUUAAAAUUCAGUGUUCAGUGUCUCCUUCACUAUGCGUUUUAUUUACUGAAAGCUGAGAAAAUGUUUAACCCAAUGGUGCCUUACUCUGUGAUCUGAAAGGAAUCGACUUUUUAUGUCUAAGUAGUGGGUUAUAUGCAUAUUUGUAAAAACUAUUAGGCCUUUAUAUUUUAACUUGUAAUAGCAAUUUUGUUGUUGUAAUAGCAGAAACAGGGUGGUUAUUAAAGUAUCCUCAAAUUUUGGGUAUGAAAUUAAUUUUCCCUGUUUAUGGGCAGGGGCUAUAAAGGAAUUUUUUCAUACCAGCGCACUGUGUAAACAGACACACUUAGGUCUCUGUGUCAGCAGGCUAGUUGAAUGGUAGGGUAGACUCUACCCUAGACACCUACAUCUUUGUAAGUUAGCCAGACAAUAAAUAAAACACAAAAUGA
This is a messenger RNA of Alexandromys fortis (reed vole), 4675 nucleotides long. It is a transcript of the gene Wipf1, whose product is annotated as WAS/WASL interacting protein family member 1. The record is from RefSeq and is a predicted model, not a curated record. Gene Ontology annotation, molecular function: actin binding. Lineage: Eukaryota; Metazoa; Chordata; Mammalia; Rodentia; Cricetidae. The transcript is spliced from 8 exons. Bases 364 to 1842 code for a protein of 492 amino acids.